Messenger RNA from Pelobates fuscus (common spadefoot toad), 3780 nucleotides. RefSeq names its product SPT2 chromatin protein domain containing 1 (gene SPTY2D1). The transcript is spliced from 6 exons. NCBI's taxonomy places the organism in Eukaryota, Metazoa, Chordata, Amphibia, Anura, Pelobatidae. Gene Ontology annotation, biological process: nucleosome assembly; transcription by RNA polymerase I. Gene Ontology annotation, cellular component: nucleolus. The record is from RefSeq and is a predicted model, not a curated record. Bases 161 to 2962 code for a protein of 933 amino acids. Gene Ontology annotation, molecular function: DNA binding; histone binding.
UGACGCAGUGUGUGUUGCUGACGCGCUCAGCUGUUGGGAUCUGGUAGUUUCUGGUGGAGUGAGUGUGACUCCGGCUGUUCUCUCUCUCACUCACUGAGUCUGAGUGCUCGCUCUCGGGUGCAGUUCGCGGGAGAGGGGGGCCGGCUCCCCGGGGUCCGGGAUGGAUUUCUCCAGUAUAUUGAAGGUGGCAGCAACACUGCAGCCGGAUGGGGGAACGAAAAGAUACAGUCUGGCAGUAGGACCCCCUAAGAAGGACCCAAAGAUUAAAGGAGUGCACUCUGCAGCAGUACAGGCCUUCCUCAGGAAGAAAGAUGAUGAGAUUCGCAAAAAAGAAUUGGAAGAAAAGAGGAAGAAAGAGGACUUAUUGGCCAAACGCAAGGAACUGAAACAUGACAAGAAGGCCAGGGCAAUGGCUUCAAGGACAAAAGACAAUUUCAGAGGCUACAAUGGUGUUCCAGUGGAGGAUAAACCCAGAAAAAGACAUUCCAACUCUGAAGAAGACCAGAGCACGAAUGCCAAGUCGGAUGAGGAGUAUAUGACAGAAGAAGAGCUCUAUGAGUACUCUCAGACUGAAUCUGAGCAAGAGGAAGAGAUUGAGGAGCCAGCACCGCCCCCUAAGAAAAUACCAAAAUUAUCAAAUGUGAAAAAAGCUGCUCCUCCGGCAAUGAACUUUACUGAAUUGCUUAGACUUGCUGAAAAGAAACAGUUUGAGCCAGUGGAAAUUGUGAAACCUGUGAAAAAAUCAGACGAUCGGCCAAGGACUGCCGAAGAGCUCAGAGAAUUGGAGUUUUUGGAGAGAAAAAUGUAUAAGGACAUAAAGACUGUGGACAGAGACUCAAAAAAUGGCCAGGUUGUGAAAGUCAGUAAAAGCUCUGGUGACAAGCAUUUGUCUUCAAAAGGAAGCCAUUCCAUGGACAAGAAAUCAAAGUCUCAUGAAAAAUAUUCCAGUUCAUUGUCAAAAUCAAGCCCUACAGAGAAAGUAAAAAGUGGACACCAUGGAACAAUGAAAAAAUCCUCCAGUGAAAGUGGUAGUCGAGUAGAACAAAGUGUGCCUGUCCCCACUUCUAAAGUCCACAAGGUUUCUUUAAAUGGAAACCUAAAAUCUUCUUCAGUUAAACACUCAUCGACUGCUAGAACUGAAAGCGUGGUCAACUCAAAUGGCAAGAGUCAUGGGAGUGCACGACAAUGUGGCAACUCCAACUCAGGUUCCAGCUCUGCCCGGCCAUCUUUGGGAUCUAGCUCUGCUAGGCCUUCUGGGUCCCAUUCCUCCACUCAACAUUCUAGCAACUCUAGUUCUGGGUCUGCUGGACCAUCUGGCAGUUCUGGAUUUGUUCGGCCCUCUGGAAAAUCUGGAUCUGUACAACCCUCUGGUAACUCUACUUCUGGAUCUGUUAAGCACGCUGGCGGCUCUAGUUCUAGAUCUGUUAAGCACGCUGGCGGCUCUAGUUCUGGAUCUGUUAAGCACGCUGGCGGCUCUAGUUCUGGAUCUGUUAAGCACGCUGGCGGCUCUAGUUCUGGAUCUGUUAAGCACGCUGGCGGCUCUAGUUCUGGAUCUGUUAAGCACGCUGGCGGCUCUAGUUCUGGAUCUGUUAAGCACGCUGGCGGCUCUAGUUCUGGGUCUGUUAAGCACGCUGGCGGCUCUAGUUCUGGGUCUGUUAAGCACGCUGGCGGCUCUAGUUCUGGAUCUGUUAAGCACGCUGGCGGCUCUAGUUCUGGAUCUGUUAAGCACGCUGGCGGCUCUAGUUCUGGAUCUGUUAAGCACGCUGGCGGCUCUAGUUCUGGAUCUGUUAAGCACGCUGGCGGCUCUAGUUCUGGAUCUGUUAAGCACGCUGGCGGCUCUAGUUCUGGAUCUGUUAAGCACGCUGGCGGCUCUAGUUCUGGGUCUGUUAAGCACGCUGGCGGCUCUAGUUCUGGAUCUGUUAAGCACGCUGGCGGCCCUAGUUCUGGAUCUGUUAAGCACGCUGGCGGCCCUAGUUCUGGAUCUGUUAAGCACGCUGGCGGCCCUAGUUCUGGAUCUGUUAAGCACGCUGGCGGCCCUAGUUCUGGAUCUGUUAAGCACGCUGGCGGCCCUAGUUCUGGAUCUGUUAAGCACGCUGGCGGCCCUAGUUCUGGAUCUGUUAAGCACGCUGGCGGCCCUAGUUCUGGAUCUGUUCGUCCAUCUGGGACCUCUGGUUCUGUGCGACCCUCUGGCAGCUCUAAUUUGGUGUCAGGUCGAACCCUGGGUAUUAGUUCUGGAUCCAGUAAGCUUUCUGGCAACUCUGGCCCCGGUUUAUCUCGUCCAGGUAGUGUUGGGCAGUCAAACACCAGCUUUGGAUCCAGCCGACCACAUAGUAGUUCUUCACUGCCAGGGAGCACUCCUAAAAGUGCCCCUAUUCGGCCAGGAUCUUCCUCUGUACGGCCGAGCAGCAACAUGGCACCUGCUGCUGGACGUGUCUCUGGUGGUUCAGGACCUGGUCGGCCUGUUAACAAUUUGGUUGCAGGACAUGGAGCACUUGGGAAACCAAAGUGUACUGUAAUAUCGGAAACCAUCUCAUCGAAAAACUUUAUUCCUAAAUCAAACAAUGGACAAACAAAUGGAAUGAAACCCGGCCCACCUAAGCCAAUGGCUCGCCCACCAGGUCCCCCUAAACCACCAAUAACUAUUUCUUACAAACGAAGAAUUGACGAUGACGAUGAAGAUUUUGAUUCAGAGAUGGAAGAUUUUAUUGAUGAUGGAGGGGAGUCCCAAGAUGAAAUAUCAAAGCACAUUCGAGAAAUAUUUGGCUACGACAGAAAUAAGUAUAAAGAUGAAAGUGAUUAUGCCCUGAGGUACAUGGAAAGCAGUUUCCGGGAGCAGCAGAAAGAGGAAGCCAGGAGUUUGCGAUUGGGUAUUCAAGAGGACUUGGAAGAGUUAAGACGCGAGGAGGAAGAAUUGAAAAGGCAAGCCAAACAGAGUGUGGCAAAGCGGAAGAAAACCCGGUAGCAGUAGUUUUACAUGUUACGGAUCUAAACACUGACUUGGGCCUUCUCAGUCCAUGCUCUGGCUAUGAUAGGAUACAAUCUUACAAUACCAUCGAAGUAAGUUCUGCUGCUGGAACGAACCACACCGCAAUGGCACACAACCUGGAAAUCAUAUGGUCACUUCUGGUACCUAAAAUAGGUUAUCACCGUGGCAAACGAAAAAGGCAUAGAAAAACACAAUUUGUGUUUAAACUUGUGUUUACUUGUAAAAAGGAAAAAAAAACUAUUUUUUAAAGUCUUUAACUACAAUUAAAUAAAAUUACAGGCUAUUUGUACCUAGAUGAAAUUUAUCAUAGGUCAAUACAGAUUUUGCAGAAACUGCCAUGAGAUAUAGAGGAAAAUGUGCUUUAUAUUUGUUUAAUUUUUUAUUUGAGAGAUAUGUAUGAUUUUUUUUCUUCUUUAAAAGUAUGAAAUAUAUGUUCUGAGAACAGAUCUGUGGAAUGAAUAAAUUAUUCAGAAGAAAAGGUUAUAAACCUGUGCUCUGUUUUGAGGGAUAAAAAUGCCAUUUAUUGCAUACCUUAACAUCUUUAGUUCCAUGUUUGUCUUUGUGCAAUAUAUCAGACAUUCUUUUUAUAACAAGGAUGUGUACAGUCCUUACAAGUGCACUUACCCAAUGCAGAGUGGGCUGGUACCUAAUUUCUUUAAGAAGCUCAAAUGGUUUGCUGGUCAUCUUCAAAGUAUAUAAUUUAUUUACAGCCUGCCGUGGGUCAAUAUUUAUGAAGGGCAAGUGAUGUCACAAUGAUGGCAAAAUAUGGGGAGAGGGGGGAUAUCAAAGUGCAU